This is a messenger RNA of Diabrotica balteata, 1704 nucleotides long. The record is from the annotation of a GenBank genome assembly. NCBI's taxonomy places the organism in Eukaryota, Metazoa, Arthropoda, Insecta, Coleoptera, Chrysomelidae.
AGUAUUAACUCGAAUCUUGGUGUACAGUUAGAUCGCCGUAAACAUUAUUAAAUAUUUACAUUUAUUUAAAAUGGCAUGUCUUCAACAGGUUUCCAAGGAGUUUUUAAGAAAAGGAGUUCGAUUAAGCCCAAGUUUAGCUAAAUACAGUUCUUCUUCUGCACCAGGGGGCUACAAUUUUACUCUUAAUGACACUCAAAAAGAAUUCCAGGAAUUAGCUAGGAAAUUCACAAGAGAAGAAAUUAUUCCAGUAGCAGCUGAACAUGAUAGGACAGGAAAAUAUCCUUUUGAGAUCCUUAAAAAAGCAUGGUCUUUGGGGCUCACUAAUAACCAUAUUCCUGAAAAAUAUGGUGGUAUGGGAAUGGGCGUAUUCGACGGAUGUGUCAUAGCUGAAGAAAUCGCGUAUGGAUGCACUGGAAUCAAAACUGCUUUAGAAGGUAGCGGUCUGGGCCAAACACCGGUUUUGUUAACUGGCAAUGACGAACAAAAGAAAAAAUAUCUGGGAAGAUUAAUAGAAGAGCCUUUAGUGGCGGCGUAUGCCGUUACUGAACCAGGAGCGGGUUCUGAUGUGAAUGGAGUUAAGACACGCGCUGAGAAGAAAGGAGACGAAUGGAUACUUAAUGGACAAAAGAUGUGGAUUACUAAUGGCGGAGUUGCUAACUGGUACUUUGUAUUAGCCCGCACAAAUCCUGACCCGAAAGCACCAGCAAGUAAAUCUUUUACUGGAUUCAUUGUAGAAAGAGAAUGGCCAGGUGUAACACCUGGAAGGAAGGAAAUGAAUAUGGGACAGAGAGCUUCAGACACAAGGGGAAUCACAUUUGAGGAUGUUCGCAUACCCAAAGAAAACGUUUUGAUUGGCGAAGGAGCUGGAUUUAAGAUUGCUAUGGGAACUUUUGACAUGACAAGACCACCUGUUGCUGCGGGAGCAGUGGGGCUGGCCCAACGUGCGCUGGACGAAGCGACCAAAUACUCCAUGGAAAGAAAAGCUUUCGGUGUCCCAAUUGCUCAUCACCAAGCUGUAGCCUUCAUGUUGGCUGACAUGGCCAUCGGGGUGGAAACAGCUCGUCUGGCUUGGAUGAAAUCUGCAUGGGAAGUAGACCAAGGAGUUAGAAAUACCCUAGCAGCUUCCGUAGCUAAAUGUUAUGCUGCUGAUAUAGCGAAUAAGUGUGCAACCGACGCAGUCCAGAUUUUCGGAGGAAACGGAUUCAACAGCGACUACCCUGUAGAAAAAUUGAUGAGAGAUGCUAAGAUUUAUCAAAUAUAUGAAGGAACAGCUCAGAUUCAAAGGUUGAUCAUUUCUAGAGCAAUUUUCGAAAAUGCUAAGCAAAAGUUAUAAAAACUUUUUUUAACUAUAAUUUAAGAUUAAAUUUUAAUAACAUCAUGAUCUAUGAUUACCCGCAUACAAAAAACUCCAUUAUUCUAUUACGUAAUAGCAACUAAAGAUUCUGUUGUUAGGUUUUAUUGUUGUUUAUUUAUUUCUUUCAAUUACUGUUUAGCUGUUUGACGCUACAUUUAAAUUAAAUCUGGGCCUUAUAUAAAACAUCACAGGCAGAAAAAAGUACAAAUUUUUUCAUCGACUUCAAUAGAAAAAAGAGUUAGAAGGUAAUAUGUAUUGAUUGACAUUAUUUUUGUACCCAGUUUACAAUUUUUAUGACAAACCAACUUGUUAAAUGUAAUUUUGAAAGCAAUAUAUAUUUUUAUAUUUAU